Cololabis saira (Pacific saury) is the source of this 4754-nucleotide messenger RNA. It is a transcript of the gene rap1gapb, whose product is annotated as RAP1 GTPase activating protein b. The coding region runs from base 389 to 2581 and encodes 730 amino acids. Gene Ontology annotation, molecular function: GTPase activator activity. Gene Ontology annotation, cellular component: cytoplasm. The record is from RefSeq and is a predicted model, not a curated record. The transcript is spliced from 26 exons. Lineage: Eukaryota; Metazoa; Chordata; Actinopteri; Beloniformes; Belonidae. Gene Ontology annotation, biological process: regulation of small GTPase mediated signal transduction; activation of GTPase activity.
GAGGAUCGGAGGAUCUGUGGCACACAGCAGUCAGCUGAUGUUCGGGAGCACCAGAAACCGCUUUUCAAAGCCCGGUUUUCACCUGUGCGAGAAUAAUCCUCCCAUUCAGCUUUUGUAGAAAGCCAGCAAGUGCCCUGCCUUUCAUGCGCUCAGCAAAACCAGCAUAACCGAGGAAGCGCGUCCCGGCGGGGCUCCCCUCACCUUUCACCGAGAAACAAGAGUUGACAAGAACUUCUCCAGGACCAGGACCUUGUGCUCUUGUGCGUCGCUGCCUGCGUGACUGUGAGAGUCAAAUGUCACUGUCAGUCUCGUCCUCCUCCGUGCGGCUGACGGUCACGCCAACACCGUGAGUCUCGUCAUCUCGCCUGCACUUGUUCUCGGGGGAAAGAUGGCCGAGCUCAGGAUGGCCAAGAGUCCCUUGUUGGACGGACUUCUCAACAGUCCCGCCACGAAGCCGUUUCUAUUGAGACGAUGCUUCAGUGACACCUCGGACCUGUUUGCCAUGAUCGAGAGGAUACAGGGUUGCAGAAUGGAUGAGCAAAGAUGCCCGCUCCCUCCUCCCCUCAAAACAGAAGAAGACUACAUCCCUUAUCCCAGCGUUCAUGAGGUUCUCGGUCGCACAAGUCCUUUUCCACUCAUCCUGCUGCCCCAGUUUGGAGGAUACUGGAUCGAAGGCACCAAUCAUGAACCGAAAGACCCGCCGGAGGCAGAUGAAACUCCCUGUCCUACCUCUCACAUCAAACUGGAGACGAACAGCACCGCCAAGAUCUACAGGAAGCAAUUCAUGGGCAAGGAACACUUUAAUUAUUACACAAUGGAUGUCGCCCUGGGCCACUUGGUCUUUUCAGUGAAGUAUGAUGUCAUUGGAGAUCAGGAGCAUCUGCGCUUGAUGCUACGAACAAAGCUUAAAACCUAUCAGGACGUGAUUCCCAUUUCCUGCCUUACUGAGUUUCCCAACGUGGUUCAGAUGGCCAAGCUUGUUUGCGAAGAAGUGAAUGUGGAUAGGUUUUAUCCCGUCCUCUACCCAAAGGCAUCGAGGCUCAUCGUCACCUUUGAUGAGCAUGUAAUCAGCAACAACUUCAAGUUCGGGGUCAUUUAUCAAAAGUUUGGCCAGACGACAGAGGAGGAGCUGUUCGGGAACAUGGAAGAAAGUCCUGCCUUCGUGGAGUUCUUGGAGUUUCUGGGCGUGAAGAUCGAGCUUCACGACUUCAAAGGAUUUCGGGGGGGACUGGAUGUCACCCACGGACAAACAGGAACUGAAUCCUACUACACAAAUUUCCACAAUAAGGAGAUCAUGUUUCACGUGUCCACCAAGCUGCCUUACACAGAAGGAGACUCGCAGCAGCUGCAGAGGAAGAGACACAUAGGCAAUGACAUCGUAGCCAUCGUGUUCCAGGAAGAAAACACACCCUUUGUACCCGACAUGAUCCAGUCCAACUUCCUGCAUGCAUACGUGGUGGUGCAGGUGGAGAACGCAUGUACGGACAAUGUCACCUUCAAGGUGUCUGUGACAGCGAGGGAUGACGUUCCUUUCUUUGGGCCCGCUCUACCCGACCCGGCCAUCUUCAAAAAGGGUCCUGAGUUCCGUGAGUUCCUCUUCACCAAACUCAUCAAUGCAGAGUAUGCCUGCUACAAGGCUGAGAAGUUUGCCAAGCUGGAGGAGCGCACGCGUUCGGCGCUGUUGGAAACGUUAUAUGAGGAGCUUAACAUCAACAGCCAGUCCAUGAUGGGUCUGGGUGGAGACGAAGAUAAGCUGGAGAACGGUGGGGGAGGAGGAGGUGGCGGCUUCUUUGAAUCCUUUAAGCGGGUCAUCCGCAGCAGAAGCCAGUCUAUGGACGCCAUGGGUCUCAGUAACAAGAAGUCACACACAGUCUCGACUAGUCACAGUGGCAGCUUUACCCACAAUCCCGCUGAGAGCCCCAAAACCCCAGGGAUUUCAUUGCUUGUCCCAGGAAAAAGUCCCAGUAAAUAUGGACGUCGAGGCAGUGCCAUAGGGAUAGGAACAAUAGAAGAGUCACUGAUCAUUCCUGGGAAAAGCCCAACCAGGAAAAAGUCCGGGCCCUUCAGCUCCCGUCGCAGCAGUGCCAUUGGCAUCGAGAACAUCCAGGAGGUCCAAGAGAGGAGCCGGGAGGUGUCACCGAACUACCAGAAGUUACCGGACAGCAGCUUCCUGUCCCACGAAAACAAAUCGGACAACUCCUCCAAUCACAGUUCUCCGGAGUUUACCGCCACAAAGAACAGUCUGGCCAUGUGUUGCAGGGCGCCCUCCAUCCCCGAGGCUCAGGACCUGUCCCGCUCCUCCUCUAAUGCCAGCAGCUUUGCCAGCGUUGUGGAAGAGCACGAGGCCGAGGACGAAUACGACACUGGACUGGAAAGUGUGCCUGGGGUUACGCCGGCUAAACGAGACUCUCUAGUGUGCAGCGCUGCGGUGGAGGACAGUGCAUCGAACCAGGGAAGUCUUCCAGCAGCUUCUCGUCUUCAGCAGCAGCUAGAUGGAGUGAAGACAUCAGAGUCAAAAGGGACAGACAGUCCCAAAAUGGAGUGCACCCAGCGGGAGCGCAAACUCUCAUCGAACUGUUAGCCGGUCUCCGCCGAUUAUUACAUCAACAUCCAUCUUCAGCAUUCCCAUGAGAGGUGUCUUUUGCCAAAAAACUAAACCAAGAGGGGCAUGUGAAGUCCAGCGCUGAUGCAGAGAAGCGGCACAGUUGAGCCGAGACAAGAGACUAAUAGACGCCCCCUUUGCGUGUUUGGCUCGGAUCGGCUUGUCAUGACAGACACCUCGCUUUCAUGAACACUAACAGAUUUAUUGCCCUCAUUCCCUUCUCCGAGUGGAAAACCUGAAUCCUCAAAGCAAAGGGAAAACAGACCUUCACGCCCAUGCAGGAACAAAAUCGACUGUCAUCUGUUAGCUGGCUUCGCACAAAAAAUCUGCCCGCUUGCUCAUUCUUAAGGUCAGUAAACUCAGAAUCCCGAUUCUUUUUUUUUCAGUGUAAACUGUCGAACUCAUUGAAUCCUCUUGGAGAUCGGGAUUGGAACGGGCAUUUGAAUCAUGUGACUGACAGGGUGGUAAAUGAAGCAUAGACCGAUCAAACGACUCGCGUUUGUUUAGCUCGAACAGAGUUGCACUAUGGAGAAUGUGUUUUUUUUUUUUUUUUAAAUGUCAAAUCUCACAUCCCACUGUGACGUUGUACAUAGGUUUAACUUUGGCAUACCAGAUGGGUGUGUGGCAAUCUGUCCGACCAUGUUCCGUGUUUUAUUGACAAUCUUCUUCUUUUCUGGGUGUUCUGCAGUGGAUAUUUAUUGUGUUUUACAACAACUUCUGGAUUUUUGUCAUGUUUUUGGACCAGGAUGUGAUCCUGAUGAUGUUGCGGGUGGUUUUAAAAACUUACUUCACCUUCUCAUGUUUAGGUUUUGGGUGAAAAAAUGGUGUUGUAGUAAAAAAAAUAAAAUAAAAAAUCAAACAAAAGAAAGAAAUGUGGACCCCAACCAGCAACAUGCAUCCUCCAGCCCUACUCCAUGGUACCGCUGUAAAAACCUCUGUCUUCAGACGCUCUUCGUCAUACCCCACCUGUCGAUGUUUGUGUACAGGUGUGUAUACAACAGUACUGUGCAUGGUGUAAAUCUGCUUGCCAAACUCCUCUGUUCUGCACACCGGUGCAAUGCUUGACAUAGAGGUGGUGUCCCCGUGAUUUGUGUCUUACUGAAAACCAGCCAACACCUACAGAUGCAGCACACAUCGCUGAUAGAGAGCCAAACGUCCCCUUUUCUUCCUUUAUUUGUAAAGUUUAAUUUAUUUUACGUGAGCACUACAUUUUCAGAGUUACUGCCGGAUGCUGACCUUUUCAAAGAACCUGAUCUGUUGCUGAAAGUGACUUACACUGUGACCCGUCGUGACGUUGCCUUUUAUGAUUGUGGGACGGUCAUAUAUUUGAAGGCACUGUGUUGCCAGCUGGCUUGAAUGUAAAACUACGCCGAAAUAGAUGUAUUGAUUUGAACAAAUCUGCCACCGUGAUGAUUCUCGACCACGGUAACCCCCACCUUUCUCGAGCGGAGAGGUUUCAGUUUUUUCUUGUUUUAAGUUUGCCACAAAUAAAAGAACUGAUACAGGUUUCUUUUUUCAGUUUUUUUUGUAUUUCUUUAUUUUAAUUUCAGUGACUUGACUGCAGCAGACAUAUAUCGUCCGGAAGGUUAAAAACAGCAUUUACAAUAUGUGAAGAAAAUGUUUAAGACACUGGAUCAAAUGCAAAUCAUCCCAAAAUAUAUUUCACACUAUAUUUCUGAAGCUUUUUAUAGCAACAAAAGACUAACUGAAAAUGGCAACGAGGUUUCAGCCUGUAAUACUGGAGCCUGAAAAUGCUUGAGUAGAUGAAGUCUGCCCUCCAGUGGCUCUGCCUAUUUAUUGCACAUUACUAUGUGGUACCAAUUCAUCUGUUUGCCGUUGGACUGAUGGAAAAUCAUCGACCACUCCAACGCUCAGAGCAAAUCUGCUGUGUGCUCGAUUCAAAUGAUUGUACUUCUGUUCUUGUCAAUUGUUUGCUUAAGCCCCUGUUCAAAAGACUCGUUUGUAAAUAUUGCUUUUCAUUGUUUUUUUUGGUUUUUUGUAAAAGAAGAGACAAAUAAAAAUGUUUAAAACAUGAUUAAAAUGCACACCAAGAUCGAAUGCCUGUGUAAUUAUUACUUAGAGCAAAAAUACCGAUUGCCACUUAGCAGGACGUUUGGUAUAAUAGUUGAGGCACUUCCUGCUAAAGCACUGA